Molecule: messenger RNA, 3355 nt
Organism: Penaeus indicus
Lineage: Eukaryota; Metazoa; Arthropoda; Malacostraca; Decapoda; Penaeidae
Gene: Orai
Product: protein orai-3-like
Exons: 3
Coding region: 253-996 (247 amino acids)
Biological process (GO): store-operated calcium entry
Cellular component (GO): membrane
Molecular function (GO): store-operated calcium channel activity
Source: RefSeq, a predicted model, not a curated record
UGUAGGGAGUAAAAAUUGAUUGAGAAAAGUUUUAAUUUCACUGCUGGUAAAAUUUGUUUGAAUGCUGCUUGAUAUAUAUUUCAGAAAGGCAUAUUUUAGAGAAACUGUAGAGUGUUUGCAAAUAAUUAUUCGAAAUAUAUUACACGAAGGCUGAUAUCUAAUAUCAGCUGUUUUGAGCUGUACGAAGAAAACAAACAAAAACUAAAAGUUUAUUAGUGGAACAAGAAAAUAAAAGUAGAAGUUAUCAUUUGCAUGUGUGUAAUGUGUGGUUUCCCACAGAUCUCCAUGCGCCUGGUGCCAUCAACAACAAAUGCAAUGGGGCUACACAUGCUGCGGCAGUUACACCUUAGUCGGGCGAAACUCAAGGCUUCUAGUAAGACGUCUGCACUUCUCUCUGGCUUUGCUAUGGUGGCUAUGGUAGAGGUGCAGCUCCUGAAGAAAUGUGAGAAUGACUGUACCACUGAUUGCCCUGAUAACUGCAGCAAUAUCUCUGAGGUGCUCCUCAUUGCAUUCUCAGUGUGCACCACGCUCCUGGUGGCUGUACAUCUCCUGGCCCUCAUGAUCUCUACCUGCAUCUUGCCCCAUGUUGAGGCUGUUGCUAGCCUAGCCCAUGUUGACUCCAUGACCAACCUUCACUCGGGCAAUCCAGGUGUCUAUGAGUCACCCCACGUGACUAUGCGAUGGUAUAUUGAGGCUGCCUGGACAUUUUCCACAGUGUUUGGCAUCUUGUUGUUCCUAAUUGAGAUAGGUAUCCUCAGCUGGGUUAAGUUUCAGGAUUACUCAUUCACUGCUUCAAUUGUCUCAACAAUAUUGCUUGUGCCAAUAGUUUUGGUAUUUACUGGAUUUGCUUUUCAUUUUUAUUACAAAUUAGUUGCCCACAAAGUUGAGAGUGCUGGGAAGAACCUUCAAGAGAUAGAAGAGCAGCUGAGACAGCUUCAGGAAAGAACAAAUGAGAACCAGCCAAAUGGAGCCAAUUCUUCCAUUCAAGUGGUGUGAUUUUCUUAGUCAAGCCAGUAGUUUGGGAAUCAUUUCAGGAAAGAAAUUUGGCAUUUAGAUCUUGUUCCUGUAUAAAUAUUGUAUAUGUGAUGUUUAGGAAUUAUAUUUUCUGCUUUGUGUGUCAUGUUUUUUUUAUAUUGCUUCUAAAGGGAUUGUCUAAUUUGCAGAUGAUUUUUAUAUUCAUUUAUCAUUUUUUGUGUGUUUUGCCUAGGUUAUUGACUGUCAAGCCCUUUUAUUCCUUUCAUUUUUAUAUUGGGUGGCUAGCAUUUUUCAUUUUGAUAGUAACAUGGAUGGUAUUUAAACAAUCAAGAGGAACUGUCUCUCUUCUUAUAUAUAGUAUUUUUUUAUGCAAGAACAUGUUCAAUAAAAAACUUGAUUAUGAAAGGAUUUCCAGGGUUAUAGUUGUGAAAAAAAUGAAUGUUUGUUACAUUAAUUUAUGUAGCUAUAACUUAUAGAUUCACCUACUAAAAAGAUAUUUUUUGCCUUGAAUGAAUCUUUACUGUUAUGGGUGGAAAGACGGUGGAAAGGACAUAGAUAGUAGAAAAUUUUUUAUUGAAAACCCUACGAAAGGCUUAGACCAUAAAAUCAUUGUACUCAUAUGAAUAUAGGAAUUAUUUAUAGAAAGCCCACUUCAUCCUUAUAUUUUUAUCUAUUUAUGGUUUGUGUAUUUAUAUUUUGGUGUUUCCCAUGACUUAUAGUUAAUUUUUUAAACACAAAUUUGCCUUUUUGUUGAAAGGCAUACUAAAUAUCUGAGACUGGGGAAUUACUCGAGAUUUGUGUCCAUCUCUUAAGAUUUAUGAUGUGUUAACCUAAAGUCUAAAGUGGAACAGAUUUAUAUAAGAAAUAGGUUAACAAAGGCAAGCAGUUGUAUUAUCUGAAGUGCUAGAGGGAAGCCUUACUAAUCAUUCUUCCCAAAAUCCUGGCUAUUCCACUGUCUGGUUCUGGGUAUAAAGGUUGUAUUUAUAUAUAAUAUUUUGAUAAGUAGCUAGUUCUCUUUUGUAUGGUGAGUCAAUAUAAAUUUAUUAAGUAGUACAAAGUACAAUAACUAGAAAGAAGAUUGACAGUUUCGUUGAAAACCUUUGCUUCCAAGAAAUGAUAAGAAAUAUUAAAUGAUUGAUAACAAAAAAUAUAGUUCAGUAAGAAGAAAUUAGGCAGUCCCUUUAAGCCUCUUUAAUUUUGUUAUAUAUAUUAUUGAUAUUAUAUAAUGAUGAUACUUGAGAAUCUCUGAUUCGAGUUAGUGGCUUCCUAUACCCACUUGUUGAAGUCUUGUGUUUGUUGAUUCUUUUAAGGAACAUAUGAAGACACUUCUCAUUCUAGAGUCCUACAAUCUUACAACUGGUCCCUUAACCCAAUGCUGACAGGUAUGAUGUGUACGUACGUGCUAUGCCCACUGUGAGUACUUGUUUGUUUUUACACAUAGAUGGCUACACUUGUACUAAGUCACCAAUGAGCCAGUUACGAGUACUGCUAUCUUGCCCGUUUACCCUUUUCUUUGAUUUACAAAAUAUUUUACAUUAUCUCAUUAUGCUGUUACUAAUGUUAAAAAACAUUAUAAUAAUUGUAAUGUUUAUAAUAAAAAUAACACCAUCAAUAUUCAUAGCACUAGUAAAAAAUACAUUUUUCCCGCCAAUUCAAGGAAAGGUGAAAUCAGGUAAGAUCACCAGGUCUGCUGAUUAACUCCUUUGUGGCUUAGCACUAGCAGAGUCAUCUAUGGGUAGACAUUUCACAAAAAAUAUAGGAAAUAGGCACAGCAUUUUCCCCAUUUUUUGUUCAUUUUCCUGGCAGCAUUGGGUUAAGAGGACUGUAUGAUAAAAAAGAAACAAAAAAGAAGAAGAAAAAAAAAAUGUUUGACCCAAAAGACUGCUCUACCAUUUUAUUCCUCUAUGCAGAAACCUUGCAUAGCCCAAGUCAAAAUAUUAGAACCUAAUGAAAAUAGAGGUUAGAGAAAUAAGUGAAAAAAAGGCAAUUUGGUCUCUUUCUGUUUGUGGUCAAGCAAUGCUCCUGGGGAUAAAGUCUCCGAGGGAGUUCGUUAGAGAGUAAAGGGGAUAAACCAGGGAUUUUAGGACCAGAUAAUUGAUAUAAUAAAAUUUUUUUGUUGACAUCUUAUUUUCUGCACAUAAACUUGAACUUCACUAAUUAUAGGCAAUAGAUCCAAAAUCUGGUUGUUUAGGCAUCUCCAGCUGUAACAGUUUAGGCAGACUAAGCAUGGAAAAAAAAAAUGUCUGUUACUUUGAGAAAAUUGUAUUCUUUUUCUUCAUUUUACUAAAUUCUAGUUUAGCUUAUCAUGUUUGAAUGAUAUUUGCUUAUACUUCUACUAUAUUAUGUUAUGUUAUUAUAUUUGUUCUAUUUUGAGUGACAA